AUGGACGCCAAGGCAGAGAAAAAUUAUGUGUUUGUUAAUAUUUGCAGGGGAAAGCUUCAGGAGCCUUUCCUACCAGUUCCGAGUGGAGUGUCAACCAUCCGGCAAUUCGUUCCUGAGACCUGUACAGCCAUUUACGAGGUUUUAAAAGAGAAAUACCUGAAGUGCCCAGACACAGUGGAAGAGUGGCAGCAAGUAGCUGAUGGAUUCCAGGCUCAGUGGGACUUCCCAAACUGCCUAGGUGCCCUGGAUGGGAAACACAUCAACAUCCGCCCGCCUCCAGGAACUGGAUCAACCUACUUCAACUACAAACAUACAUUUUCAAUAGUGCUAAUGGCACUGGUCGACAGCAACUACAAGUUCUUGUAUGUAGAUGUAGGUUGUAAUGGGAGGAUUUCAGAUGGUGGUGUGUUUGGUGGAUGCUCACUACAGGAUGCCUUGGAGAAUAAGACAUUCAACAUCCCUGCACCUGCACCACUUCCUGCUUCUGACCAGGCGGUUUGUUACCACAUUGUGGCAGAUGAGGCAUUUCCCCUGAAAGAGUACCUCAUGAAGCCCUAUCCGAACCGCAGGCUAGCUGUAGAGCAACGCAUCUUCAACUACAGGCUGUCACAGGCUCGGAGGGUGGAGUCGAUGCUGAAGGAAGACAAGACGAGACAGAGAGAGGAGAGCUUCCUGUUCCUCACCAUCAACUCAAUGAUGGAAGCUGCCAUGGAGGGGGAAACCUGA
Gymnodraco acuticeps is the source of this 726-nucleotide messenger RNA. RefSeq names its product protein ALP1-like. NCBI's taxonomy places the organism in Eukaryota, Metazoa, Chordata, Actinopteri, Perciformes, Bathydraconidae. Bases 1 to 726 code for a protein of 241 amino acids. The record is from RefSeq and is a predicted model, not a curated record. The transcript is spliced from 4 exons.